Saprolegnia parasitica CBS 223.65 is the source of this 3403-nucleotide messenger RNA. RefSeq lists its product as hypothetical. NCBI's taxonomy places the organism in Eukaryota, Oomycota, Saprolegniomycetes, Saprolegniales, Saprolegniaceae. The transcript is spliced from 7 exons. Gene Ontology annotation, molecular function: 3',5'-cyclic-nucleotide phosphodiesterase activity; protein binding. The record is from RefSeq and is a predicted model, not a curated record. Gene Ontology annotation, biological process: signal transduction. The coding region runs from base 32 to 3349 and encodes 1105 amino acids.
GUCGUACAAAAGGCGGGAUCACGGCUGCUGCAUGAGCGCCAAGGUCUUCCAGAUGCCCAACUCGGCGCGAAAGCGCCCUCCGACGACGGACCUCGACCACCCCGUGCUCAAGAAGACCAAGAACACGAACGACGCGCGGCUCGUCGCCCGCCGUCGCUGGAAAAUGAUCCAGGGACACGUCUUGCUCUCGCGCUGGCUGCGCAAGACCGUCGGCGAGAACAACCACCGCAAGUUCCGCAAGGCGCAGCAGUCGCUUAUGGACUCGCUCUUUACGAGCCAAGACGACUUCAUCGACGUCCUCCUCAAGAUUCGAGAGCAAUUUGUGUCGUUCAUGGACGCCGAAAACUGCUACAUAUACAUUGCGACCACGCGCGGAGUUCUCGAAUUUGACGGACAGAGCGUGUAUCCGUCCACGCGCAUUCAAAAUGGCCUCCUCCACCGCGCGUUUGAGCAAGGGACCCCGAUGCACGUCCAUACGGCCGUCACUUCGGACCUCUUUAUCGACGAAAAGGACGGGCUCGACGGGCUCGACGUGCGGUCGUACUUGUGCAUGCCGCUGCAAAACGGAUCGCGUGUCGUCGCGGUCGCCGAGAUCUUCAACUAUCGCAAAGGCAUCCAGACGAUCCAGGACUGGGUCGACUCGCUCCAGCGCGCGACCGACGAGCCCAACGACUUGACGGUCUACAGCCGCUUCGUGGCCCAGAUCGUCACGUCGCUCAACAUUUCGUUUGAGCAUGUUGAGCGCCGCACGUCGUUUCCGUCGGCCAUGGCGACGACGACCAGUAGCACUGAUCUCUUGUCGUCGGACGCUGUGCUGCAGCGCGCCGUGGGGCUCCUCCACCGCAUGAUGGCGAUCGACCACUGCCGCGUCUACGCGCUCGACGUACCCUCCAACUCGCUCUUCUCGCGCAUCUUCCGCAACCAGCCGUCCAUGAGCAUCCGCGUCGGCGACGGCAUCGUGGGCGCGGUCGCCGAGGCGGGCAAAGCCAUGCACCUCCUUGACGCGAGCGCCGACCCGCGCUGGAGCCCCGGCCAAGACAACACGUCGGGCUUGGAUAUCUCGACGCUGCUGUGCACGCCCAUCAUUGGGCCCGACGGUCGCGUCAAUGGCGUGCUCCAGCUCCUCAACCGUCGUCACGAACCGAGCUUCACCGCGGUCGACCAAGCCAUCUGCAGCACCAUUUGCACGCACUUGGGUGUCGAAAUCUACAACGCCGACCUCCGCGCGUCCAUUUCCAAGGCGCAGGUGAAGGCGCAGACGCUCCUCGAUCUCUCGACGAUCCUCUUUCAAGAGUCGGACAUUCAGGUCAUCGUGCGUGCGAUCGUAGCGACCGUCCAGCGCCCCAUGGGGGCUGCCGACGUUCGCAUUUACGUCACAGACCGCGAGAAGAACGAACUCGUGCUCUUUGACGGGGACCGGCGCCGCCGCCCGAUGCUCGACGGUCUCUUGGGGCACACGGUCGUGACGGGGGAGGUCUGCAACAGCCACGACGUGCAGCACGACACGCGCUGGACGCUGACGUGGCGCGCCGAGUACAAGGACGUGCGGGCGCUCUUGGUCGUGCCCAUCAAAGACGCGACGGGCUAUGUGCUGGGGGUCGUCGAAAUGCUCGGCAAGAGUGAUGAGGCCCCGAAAAACUACUUUGACCAAGAGGACGAAGCCCUCGCGAUCGGCAUCGCCUACUACUUGGCGAUCGCGCUCAACAAUGCGAUUUCGGCGCGGGCGGCCGUCCGUCGCAGCGACGCGCUCAUCAAAAUGCUGCACGUCGUCUCGUCGUGCACGGACGUGAGCUCGGUCUUUGAGGAAGUCAUCACGGCCACGUGCGAGAUUCUGGACGCGGAGCAUGCGAUGCUCUUUCUCGUCAACCACAUUGAAAACACGCUCACGAGUCGGGGCAGCGAAAAGACCAAGGGGUGCGUCCUGAGCAUGGACAUGGGCAUUCCCGGCGAAGUGGCCGCGACCGGCGCCCCCAUCAUUCUCUCAGAAGCCACGCCGCACCCCAAGUUUGACGCGUCUAUGGAUGCACUCCUUGGUAUCACGACGCGAUCGCUUCUCUGCGUGCCCGUCGUCUCGCGCGAGAAGAUCAUUGCCGUGGUUCAAGUCAUCAACAAGCGCCUCGCACCCAGCUUUAUGAGCGACGACGUGGCCCUCAUGAAGGCGGUGUGCGUCGAGAUCUCGUCGGUCAUUGAGCGCCGGUCGCUGGAGCUCCUCUUCCAUGACGAAGAGCACCCGGAGACGGAGCUUCAAAAAGUCACGUCGGAUUUUCUGGCGCAAUUCACCGACGUGCACCGUCCAACGCCAAGUACGUCGCGACCGCCAUCGCCACCGCCGCAAGAGACAGCAACGUCCGAGCCAGCUGCCGCCCUCAUGGCCAUGUCGCCCGAUCUCGACAAGCUCCGAAACGUGGUCGACUGGGGAUUAAACCCGUUUACCCUAUCCCGCGAGCUGCUCUUGGUGCACGCCCAUGCGAUGUUUGACGGCUUCCAUCUCCUCGCGCACUAUCAGAUGCCCACGAAAACGUUCCAGCGCUUCAUGAUCGCGGUGCGGGACCAGUACCGCACGGUGGCGUACCACAACUUUAACCACGCGUUCACGACGCUGCACAUGACCUUCCUCGUCGUCCUGGCGCAAGCGACGUCGACGAGGGCGAUGCACGCGCUGCUCGAUACGCGGGAUGUGCUCGCGCUCUUCAUUGGCGCGGUCUGCCACGACAUGAACCACAACGGUCGCACCAACGAGUUUCAUAUCAAGGCCAAGACGUCGACCGCGAUGCUCUACAACGACCAGAGCGUUCUCGAGAACAUGCACGCGGCCCACUGCUUUGACACGUUGCGGCGACCGGGCCACAACAUCCUCGAACAUCUCUCGAGCCCCGACUACAUUUACGUUCGGAAGAGCAUCAUCCGCAUCAUCUUGGCGACCGACAUGCACGUCCAUAGCAACAUGGUCAAGAUGCUCCACGAACGCUUCAAGCACGGCGUCUUCCAGCAUGACGCGGAGGCCGACAAGGAACUGCUACUGAAUGCGAUCGUGCACAGCGCCGACAUUGCCAACCCGACGUUGCCGACGCCCGUGCACACGCUCUGGACCGAGGCGCUCAUGGUCGAGUUCAACGAGCAGUACAAGGAAGAGGUGGCCCUCGGGCUCUCGCCGAGUGGCUUUAUGAGCACGAAGGCGCACUCGCCGGACCACGCACGCAUGAACAUUGCGUUCAUCGACUCGUGUGUGUUUCCGCUCUGGAGCAUCAUGCACGACUUCCUCGACGGCCUUGGCGGUUGCAUCGACAACUUGCACCGGAACCGUGAAUACUGGGUCGCCAAGACAACAAUGUCCCUUGCCGACGUGUAGUUCGUAGACGACGAGUGAGUCCAUACGAAAUUGAUGCUGUAUAUUACGACGACG